AUGGAGUUAGGAUCAGUAUGUGUAAGCCUUGCCGGCGUGCUCGCAACUAUUGGCGCAAAACUCUACUGUCUUGCACAGGAGAUGAACUACGCUGAAAGUUGUUUGGGCGACUUAUCCGACAAUGUUAAAAGCACCGAAGUUCAAUUAAGCACCAUUCAGGACUAUCUUUCUCGGGCAGGGCUAUCAAGCGCUCAAAAAUCAAGAUGCGAAUACCACCUCCGGGACACUGAAGUCAGAAUUAAUAAAUUCGUCAGCUCGAUGGAGGCAAUAAUCCUAAAAAUGAACACGAAGUCCAUGAAAAAGAUGAAGCAAAAACUAAAGCUCGUCAACGGCGAGCUCGAUGGCCUUAGGUAUCAAAUCGACAAGAUUGAUCGAAAUCUAUCAGCCAUCCGCCAGGAACUGAUGAUAGGGAUUGCCCUUGAUGAACGUCAGGAACGACGGGCGACAACGGCGCAAGUCGUCGAAAAACUUGAUGUUAUCGAAGCAAAUACAACAGGGACCGAUGCUCGCAAACUUCGGAAAAAGUAUAAAGUAUAUGCUCAGGAGCUUAUGAUGGACGAUUAUGUUGUGCCACCUCCAUAUACUCCAGGCUCUUCAACCUCUACCCCAGCCUCAGUAAAUGCGCGGUCACCGGUACCGUCAAUGUAUUCAGAAACGUCGUCAAUACAUUCACAAAUAUCGUCAAUAUAUUCACAGCCAUCGUCAGUAUUCUCAUCACCAUCGUCAGUAUACUCACAGCUAUCGUCAAUAUAUUCGCAACAAUCAGUUACGGAGCUACCCGCCACGCCUGUCGACCCUUCAAAGGCGCGAACAGUGUUCCCAACUCACAACAAAAUAUCCAUGUCAACCUACACUGUUGCUGACUAUACGACAGUUACGUCUGUUGAGAAAGUCGAAAAACUCCCAUGGACACCCCCGCCAACAAUCUCAGAAAAGGCCAAGCCAUAUGGUGAACAAACCUACUUCGACGGCCUUAUAGUAGUCGAAAAUUCCUAA
Orbilia oligospora ATCC 24927 is the source of this 996-nucleotide messenger RNA. RefSeq lists its product as uncharacterized. The record is from RefSeq and is a predicted model, not a curated record. NCBI's taxonomy places the organism in Eukaryota, Fungi, Ascomycota, Orbiliomycetes, Orbiliales, Orbiliaceae. The coding region runs from base 1 to 996 and encodes 331 amino acids. The transcript has a single exon.